AUGGAGUCCCAUACAGAGGGCGCUGAUACUCCACCAGAAAAUGCCCCCAAGAACCCAGCCGACCUAAAAGACGAGUCCAAAUCAAGCCAAAGUAAAGGCCGCUUCCGCUUCAAAAGCAGCUCAUCCCGCGACAAAGACAGCUCUCGACACUCCCAUUCAUCCCGCUCGAAAAGACACCACAGAAGUCACAGCCCAAGACACAGUUCCCGCCCCUCCAAACGGCGCCACAGACACCACUCCCCCUCCCCAGCCGAUGAAACCAACCCCCGCCUCUCGCCUAGCGUCGCAUUCCGCGAAUCUCUCUUCGACGCGCUAGGCGAUGACGAAGGCGCCGCAUACUGGCAAAGCGUCUAUGGCCAACCAAUCCACACUUACGCCGUGCCCGAAGUCGAAGGACCAGAUGGGGAGUUGGAGCGCAUGGACGACGAGGAAUAUGCUGCCUAUGUGCGUGCAAGGAUGUGGGAACGGACGCGCGAGGGUAUGCUGGAGGAACAGGAGAGAUUGAGGGAAGAGAGGAGAAAGGUGAGGAUGAAUGAGCAGCUGGGGAGGGGGAGGGAUGAGGAGAGAAUGGCGUUUGAGAGGGCUAUGGAGGAUAGUCUGAAGAGGGGAGCGGAGAGGAAGAAGAGGAAGGUUUGGGAAGAGGCUUGGAAGGGGUAUUUGGCUAGUUGGGAGGAGAUUGCGAGGGUUGUGAAGGAGUCUGAGGCUUCGGAGACUAAGGAUGCUUCGGUGAAGCCGCUGAGGAAUCUUUUAUUUUGGCCUGUUGAGUCUGGGAAGCGUCGCGAUGUUAUUCCUGAUUCUGUUCAGGCCUUUAUGCGCCAUGUGCCUGGUGGGGAUCUUUCGGCGACGCUCAAGGUUGAGCGUGUGCGUUGGCAUCCAGAUAAGAUGCAGCAUCGGUAUGGUGCUCUGGGCAUUGAUGAGGUGAUUCUGCGAAGCGUGACGGAGGUGUUUCAGAUCAUCGAUCGCAUGUGGAACGAAGAGCGGCAUUGA
Penicillium atrosanguineum is the source of this 987-nucleotide messenger RNA. RefSeq lists its product as uncharacterized. The transcript has a single exon. The record is from RefSeq and is a predicted model, not a curated record. Bases 1 to 987 code for a protein of 328 amino acids. Lineage: Eukaryota; Fungi; Ascomycota; Eurotiomycetes; Eurotiales; Aspergillaceae. Gene Ontology annotation, biological process: canonical NF-kappaB signal transduction.